AUGGAUAAUAAACCAGUUUAUAUGAUAUCUUCCUUACACUCUCCAAAUGACACUCAUGAAGUAAAAAGAAAAUUAAAAGAUGGGAGUACUACCAUGGUUCCUUGUCCAGAUGUCCUUAUAUGCUAUAAUAACAACAUGAAUAAUGUAGAUGUAUUUGACCAGUUGAAAGCAGCUUAUGGUAUGAAUAGAAAAUCAAGAAAAUGGUGGCACAGGCUGUUUUUUCAUUUUAUUGACAUGGCUAUUGUAAAUUCUUUUAUACUUCAUCAACAACUAAAACUAGAAAAGAUUUCACUAAAAGACUUUCGUAGGAGGGUAGUUGAUGGCUUGUUAGCUCCAAAUCAGCUUCAAACGAAAAAAAAAAUUCAAUCCAUCCAAGUAUCUCAUCAUAAACCACAUGUAGCACCAGAAGUACGGUUUGAGAGUUCUGCACAUCAACCUACUCGUGGUACACUAAGAAGAUAUGCACUAUGCAGCACAAAAGCAAAACAAAAAAGAACUGAAUGGUUGUGUGAGACAUGUAACAUUCCAUUAUGUUUGGGAAAAAAAAACUGUUUUUCAUUAUAUCAUAAAAAAUAA
This is a messenger RNA of Macrosiphum euphorbiae (potato aphid), 576 nucleotides long. The record is from the annotation of a GenBank genome assembly. NCBI's taxonomy places the organism in Eukaryota, Metazoa, Arthropoda, Insecta, Hemiptera, Aphididae.